Drosophila simulans is the source of this 684-nucleotide messenger RNA. RefSeq names its product putative protein TPRXL. The transcript has a single exon. Bases 139 to 627 code for a protein of 162 amino acids. The record is from RefSeq and is a predicted model, not a curated record. NCBI's taxonomy places the organism in Eukaryota, Metazoa, Arthropoda, Insecta, Diptera, Drosophilidae.
ACUUCUUUUCAAUCGAUUUGUUGUCACAGCUGUCGACCAUCCUUACAAUGGGUACCAAAGUCGGUACAAUAGGUAUAAAAGCAUAGCAAUCAUCUCGAGAUCAUCAUCCAAUCCCAUCCGUUCAAGGCAAUACCAGCUAUGAGGACGACCACUCUACUUUUGAGCCUUGGCCUUCUGGUCCUGUGCUUUUCCAGGUACAGUUUGGCCGAGGAUGACCCCACCGAUGGAAGCACCACCCCAACUGACGGGAGCACCACGCCCACUGAUGGAAGCACCACCCCAACUGACGGGAGCACCACGCCCACUGAUGGCAGCACCACGCCCACUGAUGGAAGCACCACGCCCACUGAUGGAAGCACGACGCCCACUGACGGAAGCACCACGCCCACUGAUGGAAGCACCUCUCCAUCGACCUCUCCUUCAACAGGCGAUAACACUAGUCCUUCAGCAGGAUCGCCAGACAGCACGCCCGCGUCCGAAAGUGGCAGCAGCAACAGCAGCGGCAACAACAACCGGAACAACCGUCGGAGGCGCCGCCAGCGGGCUCAGCGCGCUCGACGCCGCCGGGCUCAGCAGGCUCGACGCAGGAGGAACCGUCGCAACAACAGGAAUAACAGGGUUGGCUAAGCAUAACCAACGGUUUCUAAUUUUGUGCCUUCAAAAUAAAUGUUUGAUUUGAAAGAA